Molecule: messenger RNA, 388 nt
Organism: Vicugna pacos (alpaca)
Lineage: Eukaryota; Metazoa; Chordata; Mammalia; Artiodactyla; Camelidae
Source: RefSeq, a predicted model, not a curated record
CAAGGACCACCUGAGGGCAGAUGGGAGGGGAAGGGGACCCUGAGGGCCUCACUCGGCGCUGCCGGCAGGUGGACAGAACCGAGGUGGUCCGGAGCAGCCUGGACCUGGUGUUCUCCAAGGCCUUCACGCUCGGCUACUGCUUUGAGGAGGUGCAGAAGCUGCGCUCUGAGGUCUAUGACGCCCACGGGCCCAGCAGCCUGAGCUGUCGGGGUGACAACUUCCUGGGGGGCGUGGAGUGCACCUUGGGGCAGGUCACAUGUGUGCUGACCGAAGGGACCCUGGCAUUCUCCCUCAUCUCUGAACCUGUUUUCUCACCUGACCAUGAGCGGUGGGAGGGCCCAUGAGGCAAGGAGGUGAGGGUGCCUGGCAGAGGGAGAGAGGACAGAGG